Gossypium arboreum is the source of this 1416-nucleotide messenger RNA. RefSeq lists its product as uncharacterized. Bases 1 to 1416 code for a protein of 471 amino acids. Lineage: Eukaryota; Viridiplantae; Streptophyta; Magnoliopsida; Malvales; Malvaceae. The transcript has 5 exons. The record is from RefSeq and is a predicted model, not a curated record.
AUGUUAAGAACGGCGGAGGAUAAGGAGGUGGUGGUAUUUGGUGAACGCCAAAAUUACCUGUCGAAUGUGAUUUUGGCGUUGAAGCCUAAAAAGUUAGUACGAAAGAGAUGCGAAUCCUUUUUGGCUUAUAUUAGUGAUACGGAGGGUAAGAGCCUUACUGUUAAGGAGUUGAGAACAGUUAGGGAAUUUCUGGAUGUCUUUCCCGAGGGGCUGCCUGGGUUGCCACCCAGCAGAGAAGUGGAAUUUGGAAUUGAGUUGUUACCUGGAACGGCUCCGGUGUCUAUCGCUCCUUACCGGAUGGCACCAAAGGAGUUGUUAGAACUUAAGGCACAGAUUCAGGAAUUGUUGGAUCAAGGAUUCAUCCAACCAAGUAGAAUCAAUGAUCUUUUUGAUCAGUUUAGGGGAGCUUCUGCUUUCUCAAAGAUUGAUUUGCAUUCAGGAUAUCACCAAUUGAGGGUUAAGGAGGCAGAUGUUCAUAAGACAGCUUUCAAAACUCCCUAUGGGCACUACGAGUUCUUGCCCUACUUAGAUCAGUUCGUGGUAGUCUUUAUAGAUGACAUUCUGGUGUACUCAAAAGAUGAGGAAGAGCAUGAUACACACUUAAGGAUUGUGUUGCAGACUUUGAAGGAGAAGCAGCUGUAUGCCAAAUUCACGAAUGUGGUAGCUGACGUAUUGAGUCGUAGGGUUAAGUCAGACUUGAGGGCUAUGCUCGCCCGAUUAAGCUUGUUGGAUGAUGGUAGCUUGUUAGCUGAGCUUCAAGUAAAGCCAAUGUGGGUUGAGCAAAUAAGGAGUAAGCAAUUGAUGGAUGAGACCUUGGGUGCUCGUCUUAAACAAGUGGAGAGUGGGGAGACAUCAGACUUUAGGAUGAACAGUGAAAGAGUGUUGUGUUUCCGUGGGAGAAUGUGUAUACCAAAGGACAAUGAUCUAAGACAAUCUAUUCUGCGGGAAGCACAUAGCGGCCUCUAUGCUAUGCAUCUUGGUGGGAACAAGAUGUAUCGGAACUUGCAGGAGCUUUAUUGGAGGCCUGGACUUAAGCGCGAAGUUAUGGAAUUCGUAAGUAAGUGCUUGGUUUGUCAAAAGAUGAAGGCGGAGCAUCAGCUGCCUUCGGGAUUGCUUCAGCCAGUGAAGAUUCCACUCUGGAAAUUGGUAAGACAGAUUGGUCCAAUCGCUUACCAGCUGGAGUUACCUCCUGAACUAAACCAGAUCCAUGACGUUUUUCAUGUUUCCAUGCUAAGGCGGUAUCGCUCGGGUCCUUCACAUGUCGUGGGGGUUGAAGAAAUUAAGGUUAGGCCAGACCUAACUUUCGAGGAAGAGCCCAUACAAAUAAUUGGUCGAGAUGUCAAAGAGCUAAGAAGGAAGUCCGUUCCAUUAGUCAAAGUGCUUUGGCGGAAUCACAAGGCUGAGGAGGCUACUUGA